UCUGAUGAAACUCAAGAGAGACAGUUCAUAUUGCUGAUCAUUGUUUAUACAUCUGUACGAGCUAUAGAAAUAGGGAGGGAUCUUGAAAACCUCAGUGAAACAUCUUGCUGACAAGUAGACUUAGGUUGUCACCGAUACUUGGACCGAACCUUUCUGUUUUGUUUUGUUGUACUUGCAUAGCCGUCAGCAAACCAGAACUGUAGGUUGCUAAGUUAGCUAGCCAAGUUAACGUUAUGUAUUUGUUAGGAGCUGGCGUGUAGCCUUUCCAAAUUAGCAUUAUAUGCAUAUAGCUACAGUAAAACCGGGCUAGGCAGAAAUGCCUUACUGGUACGUUUUGUUUCGGAGUUUCUCAGAUAUUUAUAAUUUAGUAUGUUUGUCGAGUGCACUUGCUCGAUAAGUUAUGCUAAAGAGUCGCAUUCUGUGUUCCUAGAUAUUUUUUGUGCUCUGAAACAUUAGCUGAAGCUAACUAAUCUUGCUACUAGUGGUUUAGUGCGUGUUGGAUAAUGGGCUUUAAAUGCAAUAUGAACAUGACGAGGAAGACUUGGCUUCUGGUCAUGAUAGCAGUCGUCUCACUCGGGAUAACAGCUGGUGAGGAACAAGAAGCCACGGAUGUCCCAGAGACGAUUGCAGAGGAGCCUAAGGAGACCUCUCCAUCAGAGGAGUAUGUCCAGACUGAGGAGGGUAAAGCUGAGGAGAUAGAGAAAGAGGACCUCCCCAGCCAGCCUCCCCCAGUGGAGGAAAGACCAAAGGAAGUUCCUGUGGUGAUAGGUGGCACAGCCUCUGGGGAACCUUGCGUGUUUCCAUUUCUCUUCCUGGGGAAGGAGUAUUUGGACUGUACCACUGAGGGCAGGGGGGAUGGAAGACUGUGGUGUGCAACCACCUAUGAUUAUGACCGUGAUAAGAGAUGGGGUUUCUGUGAAACCGAGGAGCAGGCAGAGGAGAGGAGACUAGCGGAGGAGGCAGAGGAGCAGUACCAGACCACCCUCAGACUGCUCAAUGCAACUAACCGAAAGAGCCAGAAGAAAGAGUUGUAUGAGAGGCUGCUGAAAGUGGCAGGGAUGGGUCAUACCAAAGCCAUGGAGAAGGUGGCGUAUGCCAUGCUUUUCGGAGAUUACCUUCCCCAGAACAUCCCCAAAGCCAAAGACAUGUUUGAGAAGUUGGCGCUGGAGGGCUCUCCUAAAGCCCAGACGGCACUUGGUUUCCUGUAUGCAGCAGGCUUGGGAGUGAACUCUAGCCAAGCAAAGGCAUUGGUGUAUUACACUUUUGGUGCCUUGGGUGGAAACCUUGUGGCUCACAUGAUUCUGGGCUAUAGGUACUGGGGAGGUGUUGGAGUUCCUCAGAGCUGCGAAUCAGCUCUCACUCACUACAGGCAUGUGGCCAAUCACGUGGCCAGUGAUGUGUCCCUGACGGGUGGAAGUGCGGUGCAGAGGGUUCGACUGCUGGACGAGGUGGAGAGCCCUGGCUCCACCAGUGGGAUGCUGGAGGAGGACCUGAUUCAGUAUUACCAGUUCCUGGCAGAGAAAGGCGACGUUCAGGCCCAGGUGGGGCUGGGUCAGUUACACUUACAUGGAGGUCGUGGUGUGGAGCAGAACCAUCAGCGAGCCUACGAAUACUUCAACCAGGCUGCCAAUGCAGGGAAUACCCAUGCCAUGGCCUUCCUCGGAAAGAUGUAUUCUGAGGGCAGUGAUUUUUUGCCUCAGAACAACGAGACGGCCCUGCAGUAUUUUAAGAAAGCUUCUGACCUCGGUAACCCAGUGGGCCAGAGUGGUCUGGGCAUGGCCUAUCUGUAUGGCAGGGGUGUACCUGUGAACUACGAGCUUGCUCUGAAGUACUUCCAGAAAGCAGCGGAACAAGGCUGGGUGGACGGACAGCUCCAGCUGGGAACCAUGUACUACAAUGGCAUCGGGGUGAAACGGGACUAUAAGCAGGCUCUGAAGUUCUUUAACUUGGCCUCACAGGCUGGUCACAUCCUGGCGUUUUAUAACCUGGCCCAGAUGCAUGCUACAGGCACAGGAGUCAUGCGUUCCUGCCACACAGCGGUGGAGCUCUUUAAGAAUGUGUGUGAACGAGGUCGCUGGUCAGAGAGGCUGAUGGGAGCCUAUAGCAGUUUUAAGGAGGGCAACAUGGACUCUGCCGUGGUGCAGUACCUGCUGCUGGCUGAACAGGGCUAUGAGGUUGCUCAGAGCAAUGUAGCCUUCAUCCUGGAUCAGAAAGAGACACAAAUCUUCAGUGAGAAUGAAACCUAUCCUCGUGCUUUGCUUCACUGGACUAGAGCAGCUGCCCAAGGAUACACGGUGGCUAGAAUCAAACUGGGAGAUUAUCAUUUCUAUGGUUAUGGUACAGAUGUGGACUAUGAGACAGCUGUCAUCCACUACAGACUGGCCUCAGAACAGCAGCACAGUGCACAGGCCAUGUUCAACCUGGGCUACAUGCACGAAAAGGGUCUGGGUAUCAAACAGGAUAUCCACCUUGCCAAGCGUUUCUACGACAUGGCAGCGGAAGCCAGUCCAGAUGCCCAGGUGCCCGUUUUCCUGGCACUGUGUAAACUAGGCCUCAUCUACGCACUGCAGUACCUGCAGGAGCUAAAUCUGCGAGAACUUCUCUCCCAGGUGGAUCUGGACCAGUUACUGGGUCCUGAAUGGGAUCUGUACCUAAUGACAGUUAUCGCUCUACUCCUGGGAACUGUCAUCGCUUACCGCCAGAGACAGCACCAGGCAGUGCCCCGCCCGCCCCCGGGGCCUCCCCGCCCUCCAGCCGAGCCAGAACAGCCCGCUGCUCAGCCUGAGGAGCAGUGAAAGGGCGUGGCUUGGGUGGGGCCGAGGAAAGACAGUUGGAGAAGUGCAUCAUCCAUCUCAAUCUCCAUGCACCAACUACCUCCUCCACCCAAAUUCAGCCCCUGGCUCUCUACAAGCGUGACAAAAGCAGACUCUCUCUCUCUCUCUCUCUCUCUCGCUCUCGCUCUCGCUCUCGCUCUCUCUCUCUCUCUCUCUCUCUCUCUUUACUCUGCUUCAUCUUGUUGCUAAGCUGUUGUCUGGAGGCUGGAUGAUGACAGAAACUAAAUGGAAAAUUAAAAGAGAGACACGUUUAAAGAAAAAAAAAAAAAAAAACCUCUUCGGUUUGUGACUCAGGGUUUUGCCAGUUGAACCUCCCUGUAUCGUGACGCUCUGUGCUAACGGUUUUUAGCUCAGGCGUCGAGGAAUGACUUUGUCAAUCUUGAAUAAAACACGGCUGUCGCUUAUUUUUUCUCAUUCACUAUGCUAAGGACCUAAUUUAUUUUUCUCUUGAGUUGCUUGAGUUUUCACCCAUCCCCCCCCUUGGCUUAUUUUGGGGAAGUGGGUUUUAUUUGGAUCAAAUCAUACCUAGCCUUGUAUGCUAACUGAAGGACUUCAGGGCUCUGAACGGGCUCAGAGCUGAAUAGAAACAAUUACCAUUCUUUUCAGCGUAUGGUUUUUUUUUUCCUCAUGCUUGGUUUGUUCUAGCCAGCUGUGUUUUAUGUGUUAACAUGUUUUGUCUUCUUUUUUGACCAACAUGUUUCCUUAGCAUAAAUUCAUUGGCAAAAAAAAAAUUUGUUAGCAAAGUAGGCUACAAGGAAUCAAGACCCUACUCCUAUGCAUCUGGAAUGUAAAGGAUGCAUCCUAUGCAUCCAUUACAGGACUAGCAGCAGAGAUAUCAGCUGUCCGAAGCUUCUUCAUAGCUGUACUUACUUAUCUCCUCUAGUAGUUAUUGUCUAAGACUAUUCCCACCCUUGGCCACUAGGAUGGACUAUCAUGAUUCAGUGGAAAGGAUAUGCGGUGACUUGUUAGUGUGGUGUAGCAUUUUUAAAACUCUAAUCUCCCAAAGUGUGAUACAAGAAUUGAUCUGUUUGGGGGGGGGGAAAAGGAGAGAAAAAUAUGUCAGUAAGAUUUUGAGGACUUUGACCUGAUAUUUUGCAAGGCACAUCUAUCAUUCAUAAUUUUUGUUUUUUUGGUUCAGAAUAGAUGAGUAGUUUCAAAUGUCAGAUUUUUCUGUUGAGACAGUAUUGUUUUGGGUGUAAAGGGGGGGGGGGGGUGUUGACGAAAAUGUUAAGAAAUAUCUUUAUUCAUAAAGCUGAAUAACAGUGCCCUGAAACAUGCUUUGCGAUGUGUGAAUUCUUUGUAUUAUCAAUCUGAGGUCAUUUUAAUUUUUUUUUUUUUUUUUUUUGAGAAAAACAAACUUCACAUUUUGGUUUGAAUGUUGAAGCAUGUCUGAAGGUUUUGGGCCUGAUUGUCUUUUCUGUGGUUGAUUUACAUGUCUGAUCACAUAGCAAUACAGUAAUGUUUGAUGUGCAAAACUUGUGAAGAAACAAAUGUAUCUGUAUAUAGGGUGUAUAGAGAUUUGUCGAUUUUCAUGAGAGAAUUCUCAGAAUGGUCCACCUCUAAUUGUAAUGAUUUGAAGUCUUUAAAACUAAGCGUAAUUAAUUUAAAAAAUACAAUAUUUUUUUUUUUCCAUGCUCAGUCAGUCCUGGUAGAUUCCUGUACACAAUAUGACUUGAGAAGAGGGGGGGGGGGGCAUUUUUACAAUGAUAAUGUCUAUAGUUUGUAAAGAAUUAAUAAAAUGAUCAGUGGGCUAUGAACAUU
Molecule: messenger RNA, 4595 nt
Organism: Chanos chanos (milkfish)
Lineage: Eukaryota; Metazoa; Chordata; Actinopteri; Gonorynchiformes; Chanidae
Gene: sel1l
Product: SEL1L adaptor subunit of SYVN1 ubiquitin ligase
Exons: 21
Coding region: 504-2795 (763 amino acids)
Biological process (GO): ERAD pathway
Cellular component (GO): endoplasmic reticulum membrane
Molecular function (GO): protein binding
Source: RefSeq, a predicted model, not a curated record